This is a messenger RNA of Conger conger (European conger), 3162 nucleotides long. RefSeq names its product xeroderma pigmentosum, complementation group C (gene xpc). The transcript is spliced from 14 exons. Gene Ontology annotation, molecular function: single-stranded DNA binding; damaged DNA binding. Gene Ontology annotation, biological process: mismatch repair; nucleotide-excision repair. Bases 205 to 2820 code for a protein of 871 amino acids. The record is from RefSeq and is a predicted model, not a curated record. NCBI's taxonomy places the organism in Eukaryota, Metazoa, Chordata, Actinopteri, Anguilliformes, Congridae. Gene Ontology annotation, cellular component: nucleus; cytoplasm; XPC complex.
UGGAAAUGACGUAAUUUCUGAACGGUCUCUACGACUUCGCGACCACUAGUCGCGACCACUAGGGUUAUGGUUAUGAAACAAUCAGAGAAGUUAAAUAACCAUAGCCAACGUGCCAACAUUUAUAACUCGUGCACAUGUGGAUGUGUUAUUUAGCUCUUUAUAUAGACAUUUUGACUCAUAAUUCUUGAGAAGUUUCAUGUUAACAUGGCCAAGCAGAAACGGUCUGCAGAUCGUGUGGCUAAAACGAAUACAAAGAAGCUGCAACAAAUCACAAAGGGCAAUGCUGCAGGGGUAAAGCGCAAAGCAAAUUCAGAGAAUGGAGACAAGGCAGAUGAUGAUUCUGCAGAUGAGGAAGCUGUUCUAAGAAAAUACAAACCUAAAUCUCGCAGGUCAAAACCUGUUCACCAAACAGGGCAGCACAGCAGCAAAUACUUCCAGAAUCAGAAACAACCAGUCGCAGCUAGCCAUGACAAUGGCCUCCCCACUCCUUUCCUGGAGGGGACAGAAACACUGAUGAAGGUGGAAAAGGAAGAGGAAGAAGAGAGUGACGAUGAUGAGUGGGAAGAUGUAGAAGAACUGACUGAGCCAUCAUGUGCACAAGUGGAGCCAGUGCUACCCUCUCAGCCUGUGGAGAUCGAGAUUGAAACCCCUGAUCAUGCUCGCAAGAGACAGAGAAAGGAGAAAAGGGAGGCAGAGUUUGAGACCUACCUGCGUCGUAUGAUGAACCGUUUCAACAAAGAAGUGCUUGUGGAUACACAUAAGGUCCACCUCUUGUGUCUAGUGGCCAAUGGAACCUUCCGGAACCGGCUAUGCAGCGAACCAGACCUGCUGGCAAUUGGCUUCUCUGUGGUGCCAGCUCACUUUACCGUGGUGACCCCUGACCAGGCUGAUGUCUCUUUUCUUUCUAGGCUGCUUACGUGGUUUCGGGCGACGUUUACACUUACCCCAGACCUGCCCCAGGACCAGGGGGUCAGUCCAUGUGUGAUAUUGGAAAGGAGGCUUGAAACCCUUUCUGCCCGCAAUCAUGAGGAAAUGACCCAUGUGUUCCUGGUUAUUCUGCGAUCACUGCAGCUGUUCUGUCGACUGGUGCUGUCACUUCAACCUAUUCCUCUGAAGCCAGUUUCUACCAAGAACAAGGCCAAGACUUCCGGCUGCACCCCCGAGAGGAGCCCCUCCCAGCCCAAGCUCUCUCCUGGGGUGAAGAGGCCGGGGGCCUCCAGUGAGGGCGGGGCGGGCCCAGGCAGGAAGAGGCAGCGGAGAAGCACGGCAGAAAAAGAGAAGGAGAACCCGGGGGCGGGGGGGAGGCCCAAGAACUCCCGGCGGCGGAGCGUGGCCUCUAAAGUGUCCUACAAAGAGCCCAGCAGUGAGGGGGAGAGGUCCAGCGAAGAGGAGGAGUUCCACCUCUCCAGCGGAGAGGAGAGCGAGGACUCCGGAGAGAGGGCCCACACGAGGCGGGGCAGGAAGGGCAGGGGCAAGGGCAAGGGCGGGGCUCCACAGAGACAAAGGAGCAAGAAGGAAGCAAGCAGUGAGGGGGAAGAGGAGGAGGAGGAGGAGGAGGAGGAGGAAGGUGAGGAUGUGGGGAUGAGUAGAAGGAGGAAAGGCAGGGGGGCUGAUGAGUGGCUGGAGGUGUACUUGGAGCAGGUGGGUCGUUGGGUGUGUCUGGAUGUCCUGCAGACAAGCAUGGGGCAGCCCCAGCAGUGCACCAGGGGAGCCACCCAGCCUAUGAGCUACGUGCUGGCUGUGGAUGGGGAUGGGUGCCUGAAAGACCUGAGCUCCAGGUAUGACCCCACUUGGAUGACAUCAUCCAGGAAGCGUCGGGUGGAACCGGAGUGGUGGGAGGAGACUCUUUGUGGGUUUCGCAGUCCUGCUUCUCAGAGAGAGCAGCGGGAGGACCAAGAGCUUCAGGCUAAGCUUCUGGAUAAACCGCUGCCCACAGCCAUCUCUGAGUUUAAGAACCACCCACUGUAUGCUCUGAAGAGACACCUGCUGAAGUAUGAGGCGAUAUAUCCCUCCACAGCAGCCAUCCUGGGUUACUGCAGAGGCGAGGCCGUCUACUCCAGGGACUGUGUUCACACCCUGCACUCCCGAGACACUUGGCUGAAGGAGGCAAGGACAGUGCGUCUGGGGGAGGAGCCAUACAAGAUGGUGAGGGGCUUCUCCAAUCGGGCGAGGAAAGCAAGGCAAGGAGCAGAGCAGAAGGACAAAGAUGACCUGGCGCUGUUCGGUCCCUGGCAAACCGAAGAGUACCAGCCCCCAGUAGCAGUGGAUGGCAAGGUGCCUCGUAAUGAUUUCGGGAAUGUCUACCUGUUUCGGCCGUGUAUGCUGCCGGUGGGCUGUGUUCACAUGCAUCUGCCUUGCCUGCACAAAGUCGCCCGUAAGCUGGGCAUCGACUGUGCGUCUGCGGUCACAGGGUUUGACUUCCACUGUGGCUUCUCCCACCCUGUCACUGAUGGCUACAUCGUAUGUGAAGAGUAUCAGGAGGUGCUGCAAGCUGCUUGGGAGAAUGAACAGGACAUCCUCCAGAAGAAAGAGAGAGAGAAGCGGGAGAAGCGGGCUCUGGACCACUGGACUCUGCUGGUAAAAGGGCUGCUGAUCCGGGAACGAUUGCAGCGCCGCUACGGGAGGCAUAGGCCAGAGCAGUCAGUGGCCAAGGAGGGGGAGAGAGGACUGUCCUCUGGUGAGGAGGACACCACUGCAGUGGCCCUGGCAAGCUCCUGGCCCCAGAACCGACAGGAUGACCAAGAGUCAGAAACCAAACCAACAACCAAACGGGAGAAAAGGGGCCAGCAGAAACAUCUCUUCCCUUUUGAGAAAAUGUGAAAACACACAACAACAUGCUCCUGUAGACAUACUGUACACACAUUGUACAGUAUGUCUAUAGGUGAUAUACCUGAUGUACCUGUACACUCAUCAGCCCUCCCCUUUACCCAACUUUCCACCCCUACAAAUGACUCAAUCAUGACUGUCCAAAUUACUCAUCAAUGAGACUGUUUUUUUACUGAUUUAAAAUAUUUUUGUUAAUGAUUUUUCUUAAAUAAUUGCAUUGGAAUUCCAAAAAUGGAUGGUAUUUGGUGUAGGCUUAGAAUGUGGUGUAUUUGCUGCAGUAUCAGGGCAACAAUGAUUCAACUGCCUAGUAAACACAAAAACUUGUUUUUUCAGUUA